Messenger RNA from Paramecium octaurelia, 739 nucleotides. The record is from the annotation of a GenBank genome assembly. Lineage: Eukaryota; Ciliophora; Oligohymenophorea; Peniculida; Parameciidae.
UUUUAUUCUUUAUAUGCUGCAUUAUAAGGAAGAAAGCUGCUAAUCAAGAGUUGAUUUCUACAACCAAGCAAGCGAGGAAUAUCAAUAUGAUCAAGAAUAGGAGUAAGAGUAAAAUAAUCGUGUUUUUUUUUAAUAAAGCGAGAGGUUUUAAACCAAUUCAUUGAAUGAAAAGUUUUAAGGCUAAAACGAUCUUGGAGGAAGUUACAAGAUGCUUGAGCCUGAGUCAGAUUAAGGUUAGGAUCAAGAAAAUUCGCCAUAAUCAUAAAAAAGCACAUAUCAUAUUGGAAAUUAAACAUAUAAUAAAAAAAAUAGAUCUAAAAAACCCUAAGAAGAAUUUAAAUAAGAGCCCAUCGUUGGAAGAAGUGAAAAGAAGGAACAAAUAAAAUAAUCAGAAACCAAAAAUUUGCCCAAACUUUAUGCCAAUAUAAUUUUAAAUCAUUUAGAAAGUCUAAGUCUGAAAAACCCAAAGCAAAGUCCUUAGAUCAAAAAGAAAAUUUCUAAAUUUGCCAAAAAGUCACCUUCUUUGAAAACUUUGAGAGAGAUGCUCCAAGAUCCUAUGAUAAAUAAAAUAUCAAUUGAGUAUCUAACUAGCUUUGAAUUCUUCGAUCAACUAUUAGGAUCGGAGAGAUUAUAAGAUGUUGGACCUCCAAUAAAAUAUUUAAAUAAAUUUUAUCAAGGAUGCUUCAAUUCAGAUUCUUUGAAUUAAUGGAAAGAAUCUUGAAAAAAUUAUAUCAAAAAG